AUGUCGUCUGACACCAGUAAAGUGCUGCUUACACCACGCCUCGCCCGCCGCCUCAUGGCCGCCUCAGCAGGGAGUAGGGAGUCCCGCAGUCCUGAGGCCUCCCCGUCUAAAGAUCCUCUGUCCAGGGAAGAUCUCCCCUCCUCCAGGGAGGAGGCUCCUGCUUCAGCCAGUAGCGGCUCUUCCUCCUCCUCCUCCUCCUCAUCACCUGCUCCUGAUCUUCCUGCAGAGCUGAGGAGAGAGCCCAACCUCCAGCACCUGAGCUGCCUCCUCAGAGAGCAGGUGAAGCACCUCCAGCAUGCGGUGGAGCGCUCUCAGCAGUUGUGCAAACAGAGGAGCGCGGCCCAGGAGCUGCUUCCACUCGACAAAGACAAAGAGAGCUGUCUGGACGAGCUGCUCAAACUCCAGUCUCUGCUCAGCACCAAGAGAGAGCAGAUCGCCACACUCAGACUGGUGCUGAAGGCCAACAAGCAGACUGCAGAGAGUGCACUGAUGAACCUGAAGAGUAGGUACGAAGCAGAGAAGUCUCUGGUGACGAACACCAUGAUGAAGCUGAGGAACGAGCUCAAAGCCCUGAAAGAAGACGCCGCCACCUUCUCCUCUCUGAGAGCUCUGUUUGCCACCAGAUGUGAUGAAUACGUGACUCAGUUGGACGAGAUGCAGCGACAGCUCGUGGCGGCGGAGGACGAGAAGAAGACGCUGAACUCUCUGCUGCGGAUGGCCAUCCAGCAGAAACUGGCCCUGACGCAGCGCCUGGAGGACCUGGCCUUUGACCAGGAGCAGAGCCGCCGGGGCCCCAGGUCGAGCCCAGGGAAGACGGCCCCUAAAGCCACCCUCGCCCCUUUGGCCCCGCCUCCUGACGUAUCCCAGCAACCGUCUUCAGCUGUGUCUUCAUCCAGCCCUGUGCCUUCAGGCCCGAGCAGCCCCACAGCAGGGCCCUCAGCAGGGCCCUCAGAGUGUAUGUCUCCUCCUGCAGCCGUCACAGAGCGGCCCUCAGCCCUGGACUCGUCCUCUCGCAGCUCUCUGACGGCCCCUGCCAGGUCUUCCCUGUGGUCCGUGGGAGUGCGCACCUUUGUGUUUAACUCCCACAGUUUGAGUGUGUGCCGGUCACCUGGGGGCCCCCGUUCUUCCCCUCUGACCAGGCCUUACAGCUCAGACCGACAGGUCCCCUCAGUGUCCUACCGGCCCCCCAGCUCAGGGCUCAGGCGCUCCACAUGGACCCCCCCGGCCCGGGCCCGACCCCUAUACUCUGGUUCCUCCUUCACUUCUCACUACACACCCCUGUACCCCCGAUCCUACGGCUCCUACCGGCCCCGAUACUAA
Knipowitschia caucasica is the source of this 1320-nucleotide messenger RNA. NCBI's taxonomy places the organism in Eukaryota, Metazoa, Chordata, Actinopteri, Gobiiformes, Gobiidae. The record is from the annotation of a GenBank genome assembly.